UCUUGUCAACAGCUUGGCAUGAAAAGUAAUGAMUGUAGUUCCUUCUGCGGAUCAAAACAAGACGUACAAACGUUAUAUUGGAAAUUGUUGUUCAUUGUCUGGUACUGUGAUAUCAACUAUUGAUAUUUAGAACUCUCUUAGUCAAGAAAGGGUGCUUAGAUUGUGACAGGACUGUUAUUGCGCGGUUGACAGAGAUCCAAGUCAAGUCGUCAAGUAGAUACCAAAAUACUUGAUCUUUUCUCAUAGAUGGCGAAUACCAAGAAAUGACAGCUAAUAAUGGCUAGCAUGCUGUACGUCUUUGUACUGUGUUUUGUGUGUACAAGUCAUCUUGUGCAAGCAAAAGGCUGCCAUUCUGGUCUUGGUAUGCAAGAUGGCUCCAUUAGUGAUAAACAGUUAUCUGUAUCAUCGGCUGUCAAUGACCUUGYAUCUGCAAGAAAAGGCAGACUGUACAGUGAMUCUGGUUAUGGUGCUUGGUGUCCUUUGCAGAAGGACUGGUAUGCUCCAGGGGCCCRGGGUCCUUUCUAUGACCAGUAUUACCAGGUGUCAUUCUCAAGACCUGUCAGGAUUAUUGCUGUCGGCACUCAAGGGAGGGCAAAGAACUUUGGGAUGGAAGGAGUUGACAACUUCUUUGUCAAAUAUUCAGUCAUGCAAAAAAACUGGAAAGAGUAUCAUGAAUGGGGGCAGCAACAACCUAAGAGAUUCUUUGGCAAUAAAUACAAGAUGAAUGUUACAAAAAUGAAUUACUUCAAGCCACCUUUCAUAGCUGAUACUUUUCGCCUAAUUCCUGAGAUUUACCCAGUCAAUCAAGUGUGUUUGCGCAUGGAGUUAUAUGGAUGUCAUUUACAACAAGAUCUGAUAUCUUAUACUAUGAAACCAGGGGAUAUUUACGGUUCCCGUUAUAACUUAACCGACUUGAUAUUUGAUGGGAUUGUCAACUCUACCAUAAUGUACUCAGGUAUGGGAUUCCUGACUGAUGGUCUGCUAGCCAGCAAAGAUUUCCUGGAAAAUGAAGGGUACGGAUGGAUUGGUUGGUAUUCUGGUCAUACCCCAUCGCCUUACAUUGUGUUCACAUUCUUCAAGCGCCGUGUGUUCCGGUCUCUAACRUUCCAUUGCAAUGUGCGAGAUAGAAGUGGUAUUAAGUUGUUUAAGUCUGUUAAAGUAAGCUUUAGUGCAGAAGAUCAGUCAUCUCAUGGUUUUGUAGUACAYSAUACUAACCAGGCAUCCAGUGGCUAUAAAUGGAUGAACUACAAUGUCACCRUUGAUUUGUGUGAGAAUUAUGGCAAUCAAGUUAAAGUGGAGUUCAAGUACGAUGGAGAAUGGAUCUUGAUCAGUGAAAUCAUGUUUGACAGCAAUCCACUACCAAAAGGAAUUUUUCCACCAACACCAAAGUGUAARCCUACAACACAGCCUCCCAUUACAGACGAACUACUGGUAAACACCACUACCACGUCUAACAUCUCGGUUAUAACUUCAAAAGAUGGCCGUGUUACUGGUGAUGGUCUAGAUGAUGGUGCAAUAGUUGGUAUUGUAUGUGGUGUAGUGUUUGUCGUUCUUUUAGUUGURGUAUUCCUGUGCUAUUGGUGUUUCUGUAGACGAACACAAAAUCAAAGAAAGCCUUCGUUUUAUCACUUUAUUCGAUGGGAGCUGAAGCCUUACAAUUCCUACCGUGACACAGUUCGUAUCUCUCGUCUUGGCAGUAACGGCGAGAAGACCUCUACUUUUAGGCGAGAUCAGAACGGUGAAACACAAAAUCCAGAGUCUGCUAUUUACGCCAGUAUUAAGAAUUUAGAAGAAAUAGGACUUGUUCCUGACAAUACAAUAAUACAAGCGAAGAAACCUGGAAAACCUAAGAACAGACCACCGCCAUUACCAAUAAACGCAUUUCCACAUAAAAACGAUGAACAUUACGCACUGCCUGACAGCCCACUGAUACCAGAACAACCAGCGAUGGAUGAAGAUGGUUAUUGCAGUCCUGAACCACAAAGUCCUUUAAUAAGCCCACCCAUAUCACCUAUCCCUCAAAUACCAAGUGCAUCCCCCACCACUCCAGACGUAUGUUACGCAGAACCUGAAGCACCUCGCCCUCAAACAGGGGGGUACUCUGAACCGAUCGACGCUGUUAUACCUGGUGAUGGUAUCUUCCGUAAUCCGGUCUACGAGGAGAUUUACUCGGAGCCAUAUCAAGGUGUUUCAGGUUCGACACUUUACGCGACACCUUCUACUGUAGUACGGCACGAGACUUUUAAAGACCUACCACGUGACAAGAUAGUGUUUAAAGAAAAGAUAGGAGAUGGACAGUUUGGAGAGGUUCACUUGGGUGAAGUCGAUGGAGGUUUAUUGGAUGAAGAUACAACUAAACAAGUCUUAGUCGCGAUUAAGAAACUUAAACCGGAGGUCGAUAAGAACAUCAAGGACGAUUUCUUCAAAGAAGUGAAAAUCAUGUCGGGUAUUCAGCAUGAGAAUGUGAUUCGUCUGCUUGGAGUGUGUCGAGAUGAUCCCAUGUGUAUGGUCGUAGAGUACAUGGUUAAUGGAGAUCUUAACCAGUUCCUCAAGGAACGAGAAUUGUCACCUGGAACUAAGGGAAACAAAGAAAAGGUGUUAACGUACCAGGCCCUCAUUUACAUGGCGUCUCAAGUAGCUGCAGGAAUGAAGUACAUAUCGUCGUUAAAGUUCGUCCAUCGUGAUUUAGCUACAAGAAACUGUUUGGUUGGUCAUUCUUAUACGGUAAAGAUUGCUGACUUUGGUAUGUCACGCCAUUUGUACACCAAACACUACUACCGUGUUCAUGGUCGUGUUAUCCUACCUAUACGAUGGAUGGCUCCUGAAUGUAUUCUACAGGGCAAGUUUACGUCAGAAAGUGACGUAUGGGCGUUUGCAGUGACUUUAUGGGAGAUCCUUACCCUGGCAACGGAAUACCCUUACAAUGAUCUUACCGACGAACAGGUCAUUGAAAAUAUCCAAAGAAUGUUCUUCCGUCCGUCGUGUCCUAAAAUCGUGUACCUUAGCAAACCGUCUGUCUGUCCUGAUGACGUCUACGAUAUGAUGAAAGCCUGUUGGCAACGUGAUCCUGACGCUCGACCAGACUUCAAUGACCUUCACGGAUUUGUCAAGAGUAAAGUUAGAAUGAGUGAGAUGGCGAUUUGAAUGCGCUUACUGCUAUUGCACAGUUGGUUCUUCUUUGACGACAAGUGAUAGAUGGGAURCAUUUUCUCAAUCUGAGGAAGGCUGGCCAAAAACUCUUCGAGACCAGCACAAAUAGUUGAGUGACAGCUCAAGUCUGUGAAGUUUUGACAAACAUCGAGCAUCCAAGGGCAAUAGUCACGGUAUAGUGCCCGAGAUUUCAACUGCUCUUUUGUUUUUGCUUUUGAACAACAAAUAUUUCUGAAGCGGCGUGUUCUAUGCAUUAAUAGUAACCAUCCAAAACGGGYACUGUCGCAUCACAUGGUCAACUCUACACCAAUGACAGCGGAGGAAAUUGUGUUGAACUAAAACUACCAAUAAUAAGCAUCAUUUUUGUAGUGUCGACGCACUUAAUCCGGGAACUUAAUUAUYACAAAGUAAUACUUUAUUAUCUAAUUAUUUUAUUUUCUAUUGUUAUCAACACUAUCUAUCUAAUAGUACUUAGUAAUAUUUGUUUCAGGGAUUUAGGGAGAUAGCAAUAUAUCCGUGAAACAGAGUGGUUGUCACCGGACUAUGAAAUAGUUUCUAAGCUGAUAGACACUUUUAAACCCGUGAAAUAAAAAUUGACUGUGAGAGUCAUUUUCA
Messenger RNA from Exaiptasia diaphana, 3765 nucleotides. Its product is annotated as epithelial discoidin domain-containing receptor 1. Gene Ontology annotation, cellular component: signaling receptor complex. The coding region runs from base 277 to 3144 and encodes 955 amino acids. Lineage: Eukaryota; Metazoa; Cnidaria; Anthozoa; Actiniaria; Aiptasiidae. Gene Ontology annotation, molecular function: ATP binding; protein tyrosine kinase collagen receptor activity; collagen binding. Gene Ontology annotation, biological process: protein phosphorylation; multicellular organism development; cell surface receptor protein tyrosine kinase signaling pathway. The transcript has 12 exons. The record is from RefSeq and is a predicted model, not a curated record.